Molecule: messenger RNA, 710 nt
Organism: Coccinella septempunctata (seven-spotted ladybird)
Lineage: Eukaryota; Metazoa; Arthropoda; Insecta; Coleoptera; Coccinellidae
Exons: 1
Coding region: 78-398 (106 amino acids)
Source: RefSeq, a predicted model, not a curated record
GCUAUGAUAAAACAAAAUAUUAGCUUUGAUAAAACUAAAAAUAAUACCUAAAAUUUGAAACACCGUCUCUGCCUAAAAUGUUUUUCCUGAAGAGUGAACCUUCUGUAUCUAGAUUCAAACUUCGUUUGAAGAGAGAUGACAUUUUAGCAGAUAUUAAAAAUAUCAGUCAAGAUCGGAAUCAAAAGGAGCAACUUUAUUCCUGCUUGGAAGAAAAACCUGAAUAUGAUCAGAAAAUUAAUAAAAUCGAGAACUUUUUGAAAUGUUCUCUAGCCCUGGAAGAAGCUACGGAAAAUUUGCAGUCCAAAGUUGAUAUCGUCAAGAGAUUAGAACAGAAAGUACAAUGUGAUAUGAAUAAGCUUCGAGAGAAGUGUUCUGUUUAUUCUCUCGAACAGCACUGAAAAAUUGGUCAUUGAAAUUCAGAUUGAUAAAAUUCCUUUAUUGAGUAACAUAUUCAAAAUAAUAUUUCAUAAGUGAUAAUAAAAUGACUAACUCAACAAAAUACAAAACAAGUGUGGGGAGAGGUAUCUUUGUAUAUAAAAUAGGAAUCCCUAUAAAAUAUUGAUUCUAAAGAAUGAAUCAUCAAAAACAUAAUAUAUUGGUUAUAUUAUACAUAUAGAUUUGGAGCUUCAUCAAUGUUCCUUUGAGAUAAAAAGUAGAAAAAAUUGCAAGGAUGAGCUGUAAAUUGAAAAAAUAUAUUAGUUUUCAGUCGA